AUAUGACAAACUUUUAAUAGUAUAUUUACAGUCUCAAAGUAAUUACGUAAUUGCGACAUAGUUUUUAAAGAAGAAGAGUUUUGAAAUUUGUUGGUUUUGGUCAAUCGGGGUUAGGUUAUACUUUAUUUAUAGAAAAUUAGUUUUGGGUGUAGCGGCAUAUUUAGAGUUGAUUGUAAUGGAAAAUGUUUUUACGGAUUUUCAUCACGUUGAAGAUUUUUUUUCGUUUUUAGCAAACAUCGAUUGGAGGGAUCCGUGGUUAAUCGGGUUGUUUGCCUUUCAUGUUUCCAUCUUUAUGAUGGCGGUGCUGACACGAAAUUAUGGGAAUUUUCAAGCGCUCCUGUUUUUUGUGCUCCUACUGAUGGUGUAUUUCUCCGAAUACAUUAAUCAACUCGCGUCUUCCAAUUGGCACAUAUUUUCAAGGCAACAAUACUUUGAUGACAGUGGCCACUUCAUAUCAAUAGUAUUUUCAAUGCCCAUAUUAUUGAAUUGCAUUUUAAUGGUGGGCAGCUGGUUGUAUCAGUCUACGCAGUUAAUGAAAAACUUGAAAAUGGCACAAAUAAAGGCAGAGUUGCGGAAAAGAAAUUCCGACGAGAGAAAGAAAUCCAAGUCAGACUGAUGGUGGUGUCCCAAAUUAGUGUAGAUAAGACGUUUUACAGCUGUAGCGACAUAAGACUGGACAUAUUAACUUGUAGAUUUAAUUGCUUUGUAUAUUUUACUUGAGGAUGUAGGGGGCUAAGGUCAGGUGCAUUUAUAAUGAUUAGUUUUAAAAUUCAAAUUGCCAUAUUAAUAAUUAAUUUUUUUUUGCAAGUAGUGGAAAAUAAUUUGUACAAGCCUGCACUUGUUAACGAAAUGAGUUAUAUUCCGUUAAUUAUUUUUUUUGAUAAGUGUCUUCCGAACAAAAUAUCACAAUUUUCUUACCCAAUUUCUUAAAAUUAGUACAAACGUUUUCUCUUUCAUUGUCCCACAUUUUGGUGUGACUUUAUCCUUUCUUCGGAUGCAUUCCUUAAAACAAGUUAAUAAGUGUUUUAGAACGCUAUCAUUGUUUUCGGAUUCCUGAAAAUUAGUUUCUAAUGAAAGAGAGUUUAAUUUGACAGUUUUUUCCAGGUGGUAAUUUUGAAUGUCUUUUGUGUUAAUAUAGAGCUGGAAUUUUCUUGUUUUUUUUUUCUAAAAUCUCCAAAAGAUUUAACCCACAUGCGGUGUUUACCCUUGUAUUCUAUUAUUAAUUUUAACUGAAACAGAACAAUUGCAUUGGUAGCCACAGAUAAAGAAUUUAUGUUGGUUAGUUUUAAUCAAACCUAAUAUUUAACCUUUAUAUGUCAAAUCGAAGCAGAAUGGGCGACGUCACAGCGGACGUAAAAUUAAAACAAAUGGCAAUUUUUGAGAACCCAGAUU
This is a messenger RNA of Cylas formicarius (sweet potato weevil), 1392 nucleotides long. RefSeq names its product transmembrane protein 18 (gene Tmem18). Lineage: Eukaryota; Metazoa; Arthropoda; Insecta; Coleoptera; Brentidae. The transcript has 4 exons. The coding region runs from base 176 to 616 and encodes 146 amino acids. Gene Ontology annotation, cellular component: nuclear membrane. The record is from RefSeq and is a predicted model, not a curated record.